Messenger RNA from Cotesia congregata, 699 nucleotides. The record is from the annotation of a GenBank genome assembly. NCBI's taxonomy places the organism in Eukaryota, Metazoa, Arthropoda, Insecta, Hymenoptera, Braconidae.
AUGGAAAACAAUAAAGAAAAGUGCGGGGGCCAAGAAUCUCCUCUUUGGCACUCGACGGAGCUAGGGAGUCUUUGUAACAAAUGUCUGGAGGACGAGAGAAACGCUUCGAACUCUGGGAAAAAUGACGAGGAGGAGUCGGGGUCCAAGCCUUCUCGCAAAAGCACCAGGAUCACCAGGUGGUGCAAGCCUGAGAAGAAAAAUGAAUCUUCACUGCCUCCAACUAUCAAGACUGUCCCUAAAGGCAAAGGUCGAAGACAUAUUUUUAAAAAAACACCAACAAAAGCACCGUCUUCAGUUGCCACACCAGUCACAAGUAAUUUUGUAUUUUACAAAGGAUCUUAUUUUCAAGUAGGUGAUGUUGUCUCUGUCCAGGAUAUUGAUGACAAUGGAAUUUAUUAUGCUCAGAUAAGGGGAUUCCUUACUGAUCAGUACUGUGAAAAGAGUGCUGCUCUUACUUGGCUUCUUCCUACGGUUACUAGCCCGCCUCCAGAAGAAGGAUUCAGCCCAGAAACCUACAUAAUGGGUCCUGAGGAAGACUUACCCCGAAAAUUGGAGUGUAUGGAGUUUGUAAUGCACGCACCGUCUGAUUACUACAAGCUAAAAAAUACUCCAUACCCUCCAGCUUUAACUGAAAGCGCUACAGGAGGUUACAUAUGGACGUCUCUCGGAAAUGAAGCUACAACUUUUUACAAAAAGUAA